Molecule: messenger RNA, 1263 nt
Organism: Cylicostephanus goldi
Lineage: Eukaryota; Metazoa; Nematoda; Chromadorea; Rhabditida; Strongylidae
Source: the annotation of a GenBank genome assembly
UUGAAAGUGAAACCUGGGUUUUGGCUUUGCUCCUUUAAUAGCGAAUGUGGCUAUUACAGAGUUGAAUUACAUUCCGCUCGUGAUGAGCUAGAACAUGCUCGUUUGACGAUUAACAGAUUGGAAUCAGAGAUAGGAGCUUACAAGAGGACUGCUUUCAGUGAGCAGCAAAUGAUGGUUUCACUGAAUGAAUUAACCAAUCGAUUAUCUCGAGUAGAAGCUGAAAAGACGACAGUCAUGGAGUCCCAGCUUGAGGUCCUCCGUCUUGAACGGGAUAGUUUGAAGACUUCUAAUGCUCGCCUUACUGACCAACUUUCACAUGCAAGAAAUGAAGCGAAACAAAUGCAGACUCGUUUCGAGCAAGAACUCAAACUUUUACGAGAGCAGCUUUCCGAAAAAGAAAAGGAGCUGACUUCUUGUGAGCGUCAGCUGAUUGAUCUGCGAACACGGUUGAGCAAUAUGCAGGCGCAAUAUACUGCUCACGAAAGCACAAUAGGUAUGACACCCGAACGUCUGCAGAAGGAAUGCCAACAACUCAAGAAUCGAACCCAAUACCUCGAAUGCCAGCUGGAUGAGAUGAAGGCGAAACUGGCUGAAGCCGAGAGUGUUGCCAUGAAGAAGAGCGAUGAAAAUGAGAGAAUGGAGUCUCACAGUAAUGUGCUUGAAUCAAAUAUCAAACAAAUGGCAGAGCUUGGCUCUAUGGAACGUGAUCGACUUGAGACAAGAGCGAGCAGCGCGGAAGCUCGAUCCGAAGAGCUUACAGCAAGAGUAGCCCAGUUGUCAACAACCAUAGACCAACUGGAGGCAGAAAUAAGUGAUAUGAAGAUGCAGCAUCUGGAGCGUUCAACUGAACUUCAACUGAGAAUUGAUAUUCUCGAAGCUCAAAAGAGGGACGCUGAUGAGUCCAUUAAGCAUCUCAACGAGUCGCUGAAUUCCUCACAGAUUGAAAUGGAGAGAAAAUUGAACGAGCGCAACCAGCUGACGGAUCAAGUAGCCGAACUCAAAGCUCAGCUGUCCGAGAAAGAAGGAGAGCUCAUGUUGAAAGACGCUAAGUUGGAAUCUAAGCAAAAGGAGCUUAUGGGCGCUUCUGAAGCUUCCAGAGUUGCGGAGGAGAGUCUUCAACAUGCUGAACAGUUGUUAUCUGCUCGUUCGAGUGAAGUGACUGCUAUUGAAACCCGCUUGAAUGAGGUUGUGAAGCAGUAUGAGGAGAAAAUGGAGCAGAUUUUGGAGAAAUACGAGAAUGUUCGUGGUAGCGCAAGUGAGUGA